AUGGAGCGACUUGUGGAGCAGCACCGCCAGCUUCUGGAGCAGCAGCAGCAGCUGGAAGAGAAGCUGGAAAAGUCGGGCGUGUUGCAGGAUGUCUUCCUGCAAGUGCUGGACUACUCAGAGGAGGUUAUCAGCACUGCGCCCAGCAGAGUGGGCUUCAAGCAGCAGCUGGUAGACACGUACAGCGAGCAGCGCACCGGCGCAGCCGGCGAUGCCAUCUUGUGCAUGGUCACCAACCAGUACCUCCCCGAGAGGUUCGUCAUCGGCACACACCUCUGGAAGCGGGCCUGGCACAAGUGA
This is a messenger RNA of Monoraphidium neglectum, 297 nucleotides long. RefSeq lists its product as hypothetical. The transcript has a single exon. The record is from RefSeq and is a predicted model, not a curated record. The coding region runs from base 1 to 297 and encodes 98 amino acids. NCBI's taxonomy places the organism in Eukaryota, Viridiplantae, Chlorophyta, Chlorophyceae, Sphaeropleales, Selenastraceae.